Messenger RNA from Stegastes partitus (bicolor damselfish), 2236 nucleotides. RefSeq names its product disintegrin and metalloproteinase domain-containing protein 28-like. Bases 97 to 690 code for a protein of 197 amino acids. Lineage: Eukaryota; Metazoa; Chordata; Actinopteri; Pomacentridae. Gene Ontology annotation, cellular component: plasma membrane. The transcript is spliced from 7 exons. The record is from RefSeq and is a predicted model, not a curated record.
AGUAAACACAAACAAACUCUAUGCAUCCUUUGCAGAGAUGUGACCUGCGGAAAGCUGUUUUGCCACAAUGGCAACGAAAACCCAAACUACGGCCGCAUGGUCAGGGUGGGAGACUGCAAGGCAGCUUUCUUUGAAGACUACACGAAGGACUACGGUCAGGUGGACACUGGGACGAUGUGUGGAGACGGAAAGGUGUGCAGCCAGAAUCAGUGCGUGACACUUGAGACGGCUUACCGGAACAUUAACUGCUCCGCUAAAUGCUCCGGCCACGCUGUUUGUAAUCACAGAAGUGAGUGUCAGUGUGAGCCUGGCUGGAUGCCUCCUCGCUGUGAUUCAGAGGACGGCUCCUUCAGCUCUUUCUCUACAGGAGUGACUGCUGCCAUCAUAGUGACGGUGAUACUGGUGCUCCUGGGUGUCGUCGCCGCUGCGGUGGGGGUCAUCUGGAAGAAACGACAAAGCCCCAUCCUGCCGACAACACAGGCACAGAGGAAGCCGCCUGUCGUGAGCAGCUCCGCUCGCCACCUGAACAAAGUGCCGAGUCAGCCCAGGCCGGUCCGACAGGCUGGGAGGCCAAAACCCAAAGGAGCUCCACCUCCACCGCCUCCUGCAGGGAACAGACCCAAACCCCCGAGUCAGAACUACAUAGCUGCACGUCAGGCUCUGAGGCCGGUGCCUCCACCGAAAGUCUGACGUCUGACGCAGUGCCAACUAUUAGCAAAUCAGGGGGAGACUCACCUUCGUCCUUUUUUUCUCUCUAAGAGGCUGCUGGUAAUCCAGACAGACAGACAGUUUUUAUGAAUGCUGUCCUGUCACCGCUUUGCAGCUUUUUACUGCAGUGCUGAAGCACCACGAGUGUUUGUACCAGCGAGGUACAGUCUGCAGGAUGGACAUCCUGGACUCUAAUUGUUACUGGAAUGAUGUGCACUGAGGACUUCAACGCAGGGAUUCACUUUUAUUUUUAUAAAUCACUUUUUUAUACUGUAAGGUUCGAGUGGCCUGUGAGCCAGAUCUUGUGUUUUGUCACAGUGAUGGUACAGAAUAUGUGGACAUAACUGGAUUUAACUGUCAAACAGUUUUCAGUCUUUUUUUAUCCUCAGAAAUAUCUUGAGCUGCUCUGAUUAACUCUGCUGUGAUGGUAAAAAAAUUCUGUCACUGAGGUGCAUUGAAGUGCAAUGUACUAGAAAUGCUAACCCAAAGACUGCAGUUACCCCGCUACUCACAGGUUUUGUAACACGCUACAUGUCUACAUUUUUGUUAAAUCUCAAGCCAAGCCUUCUUGAAAAUACAGCGAAACCACUGACCAAUUUUUAGUCAUAUUUAUAUAUAUAUAUAUUUAUCAUACAGUCACAUGCUGUAGGAUUUUGCUCAUUAAAUCACAGCUCUGUAUGGGUGAACUAUGUGCAGCAGAUUCUGCCUCUGCUGAUUGUUGAGCUACAAGCUCCUAACUAGUGCUUUAUCAGAGGUAUCUCCACCUCCACUUACAUUAUAUAUAAUAUGUCUGACAAGUGCUAGAAUCCAAAGUUUUGUCAUCAUCAAAGCUUGAGAUUUAACCAAAACUUCGGACACUGUAGGUUGGACUGAAUUGGUCUGGACUAAUGUUGUUUCUGAUUUGUUUCAUGUAAAUAUACUUUGCUGCGAUUCAGACCUAUCAUCAUACUGCUGCUUUUUUCAAGUGAGUUCACUGUGUGAACAUGUAUAUAAUCUAAAAACAACAGCACUGGGCCAGAAUAAAUACAUAAAAAAUUUAAAAAGUGAGGAUACUACAAACAGCAAGACUUUCAGGUUACUGUAAUAAUUCAACACAAAUUUGGAAAACAGAACACUGCUUUUGUCUUGUGCUGUGUUAAAGGAGGCCUAACCCCAUGUGGUUGACUUAUGAGGCCUUUGACUGAAGUAUCACUCCUCUGCUUCAUCACCUCACUCUGAUGCAACACAGGGCGAGGUGUCUUUGGACUCUCCUGGUGCAGGAGGCGAGGCUCUAUGAAUGUCACAGAACUGUCUUUAAUUAGAAACGCUUGAUGUGAAUUAAUGAGACACGAUACAUUUGUAUUUUAUACAAAUACACAACAAAAAAUGAUUACACCUUGAAGCUGUGUGAGUUUGUUUUUUUAAAUGUUGUAUGUGUGUUUCUUUGUUUUGUCCUGUUGGGGGCAGCAGACCAGCUGGGUCGUCCCAGGAAAUGAAUCCGCACCUCCCACCUGAUACCCUUUUUCUACAGUAAAUUCAGCAUAUUUGA